AUGUGUGCUGAAUCCAAGCUCUGGGGGGAGGUGCGGAGGUAUAUGAGGGCUAAGUCUGGAUGUAAAGGUGGACAGGGAACCAGUCAGUUGUCACAACACUUCCACCGGUGCUAUGGUUUCGAUGUGAGUGCCGCUCAGAUUCAAGAGGCAAAGGCCAGUCACCACGAGGACAACACUCGCUAUGAGGUAUGUGGCGCCGAGAGUAUGCCAUCGAUUGCGUCCAAUAGUGUCCAACUGGUGACAGCCUUCGAGUCGGCCCAGUAUUUCGUGUGGAACUCCUUCGUGGAUGAGUGCACUCGAGUGCUGGUCGACGGGGCGGUGGUGGCUGUGAUCGGCUAUUGGCUGCCCGACCCCAUAGACCCGUCCCAUCCCUCCGAUCGCAGUCUUAUAGAUCUGAUGGACAGCUGUUAUAACGACACGCGUCUCACGCCCUAUAAGUCACCGAAAGCCACCAUUCAGUUAGUGGUCGAUCACUAUCGGGACGUUAAGUUCCCCUCAAAUUAUGAGUUCCUCCACAUCGACAAUAUAGUUGGUCCGCAAACAGUGGUGGCCCACGACAUGGUUGGUCUCGUAGAGUCGUGGUCUGCAUAUCAAGCCCUCAGACGUGCAGAUAAAGACACCGCAGACUCCAUGUCACGAGACAUUAGUGACAAACUCAUGGAUAUACUGAAGACAACCGACUUAUCCGCCAAAGAGAUUGUCUUUAAUUAUACAUAUUUUAUAGCAAUGGCUCGAAAACUUCACAAUUGA
Molecule: messenger RNA, 750 nt
Organism: Oppiella nova
Lineage: Eukaryota; Metazoa; Arthropoda; Arachnida; Sarcoptiformes; Oppiidae
Source: the annotation of a GenBank genome assembly